GGCACGUCCAUUGGCCUCGGCACUCGGGUCACGUGGGCAGUCAGACCAACGGCGCGGACGGACGGGAGUGGAAGCAUGACGUCUGACGGCCCACCAGAGAACGUGGUCCAGGACCAGGUCAGGUCUCUGCUGGAAAACGAAAUGAUCAGACUCUGGGAGCCCCCUUACACCACUGAAAAUAAAGAUGCCACACCAGAACUGAAAAUUUUGGCUGAGAAAUAUGCAUUACAAUUGUGCAUCGACUUAAGGAAUGUGGAAAGUGUUCUUGAAAGUUUGAGAUGUACUUCACUGCAAGGCCUGAGUGCAAAAAAGACAUUUGAAGAUACGGGACUUGCAACAAUACGAAUUAAUUACACAAACAAUGGAAAGAGAAAAGAAAAGACACGGCUGACAACAAAACUGAACAUUUCAGCUGGUGAUUUAAGAACUGAAAUUGCACAAUUAACAGGAAUGAAUGAAGGACAUGUAAAGCUUAUCAUGAACUCCAAAGUUCUUAAAAUGGAUCGAUCUCUUGCUGAACAGAAUGUGAAAAAUAAUUCGCUAAUUAUGGUUAUGCAAAUAACUGUCACUGAGGAGGAGGCUAAAGAGCAGGAGAUGGUUUUCCAAGAGGAGAUGAAAGAACAAGAUGAGUGCAAGGCCAAAAUAUCCAGGACCAGGAAGGGUGCUGAGAUUUUAGCACAACAUGGUGAGAACAGUAAUGUUCCAUAUCUCGAGAUUGCAGAUCAAAAAGGACGGCCCAUCCCUAUUCCAGCUGAGGAGAAAAAGGCACUUUUGUUAGCCAUGACGUUACAUGAAAAAGGCAGAGCAUUUAUGAAGAAGAGAGAUUAUGCAUCGGCGCUGUUAUAUCUGUUGGAUGCUGAUGAAGAAUUUGGAAAGUGUGGGUCUGAGCUGCUGAACACCGUGGAUAACCAUGCAGUUCUACAACUAGAAGUCGUGUGGUGUUUUCUUCAACUGGAACAGCUUGACUGUCUUCGCGAUGCGGAAGAGAGACUAAGACGAGCCCAAACCCGGCUAAAUAACUGCUAUGGAGAGAACCUGGAGCGACUCUAUAACCUGAAGGGCAGCACUGCCAAUGAGCAGGUGCUGUACUUGCGGCUCAAGCUACUUCAGGGAGUGGUGUUGUAUCACAAAGGAAAACUGCAGCAGGCAAGGAAACAUCUGAAUGAGGCAGAAAUAUUAUUGGGGAAACUUUGCGUGGAUGAUAAAAAGGUGGUGCAACUCAUGAGUCUUGGAUUCACAGCCCAGGAGGCACGGUUAGGAUUGCGAGCAUGUGACGAUGACAUUAACUUUGCAGCAUCGCAUAUCUACCAGAGGAGAGAGGAGAAAGCUGAAAUAAGGAGAAAAGAGAGAGCAGAAAGGAAGAGGAAAAAGCAAGAAGCGAUAAAUUCCUUGGUGGCGAUGGGCUAUUUGGAGAAGGCUGCCGCCAAAGCAUUUCGAUCUGCGAACAACAACUUGGAACAUGCAAUAGAGAUACUCCAGUACAGCCCCGAGCCCUUCUACCAAGACGAUGAAGCUGGUCCUAGUACUCGUAUCGAAAUCUCUGAAGAAGCUAUUAAUCAGGUGGCAUUCUUGGGUUUCGAUCCCUCUGCUGCCGAGGUUGCUUUGAGGAGGUUUAACGGCAACAUUGAACGUGCUGUUCAGGCACUGAUGGAUCACAGUGGCUACCUUCCUUCAAGUCUGGUUAACUCACCCCCUUCCUCAUCUUCGCCCGAGGACAUGGAGGUGGAAGAGCCAUCAGAAGAGAAACGAAAAGAACGUGAAAUUGUGGAAGAGGUUUUGGCCGACAUCCCAGAACAUGAAGAGGACUACCUUGACAUGACCCUGGAGGAGGAAAAGGAGGUCGUUAUCAAGUACAAGACCUGGCUACAAGGUUCACAGCAAUCUACCUCAUAAUUGUCACGCAUCGAAGCAACCAGUGCUGGAACCUGGUCCCUGAAUCGUGCCACAUGCCUUUUUCAAAAUGUCUGCCCUUUUGGGGUGAUUCAUCAACUUUAGUUUUUAACUUGGUCAAUGAUUUGAUUGCCAAAAUCACUUUUAUAUAAAACACCAAAACCCUCUGCUAUUCCUUCAAUCAAAUAUGCUUUUCGAAUUACUAUCAGUAAAAUUUAACUCUUUACUCUUGUACCUUAGCAGUAAAUGCAGACAUUUGCUUUGGCAGGGAUGUUUGUACUCAAAGGUACACAAAAAUGCUGGAGAAGCUCAGCGGGUGCAGCAGCAUCUAUGGAGCGAA
Molecule: messenger RNA, 2230 nt
Organism: Amblyraja radiata (thorny skate)
Lineage: Eukaryota; Metazoa; Chordata; Chondrichthyes; Rajiformes; Rajidae
Product: NEDD8 ultimate buster 1
Exons: 15
Coding region: 76-1893 (605 amino acids)
Biological process (GO): regulation of ubiquitin-dependent protein catabolic process
Molecular function (GO): protein binding
Source: RefSeq, a predicted model, not a curated record